AUGGCCAACCAAACCCCCGCCGUUGUCAUGGACAACGGUACCGGAUUCUCAAAAUUGGGUUUCGCUGGCAAUGACUCUCCCUCUUUCGUCUUCCCGACCGCGAUCGCCACGAAAGGAGCUGCCGGAACGGGGGCACUGGCUCCGGUCGACCAGCUCGGUUGCGGCGUCCGGGGUCCAGGAUACGGCCUACACUACCCGAUCCGUCACGGCCAGAUCGAGAACUGGGAUCACAUGGAAAGGUUCUGGUCCAACUCCAUCUUUAAAUAUCUUCGAGUCGAGCCUGAAGAGCACUUCUUCCUUCUGACCGAGCCUCCACUGAACCCGCCUGAAAACCGAGAAAAUACUGCCGAAAUCUUUUUCGAGUCUUUCAACUGUGCGGGUCUAUAUAUUGCUGUACAGGCCGUUCUUGCCCUAGCGGCUUCCUGGACCUCGUCCAAGGUCCACGACCGGUCCCUCACGGGAACCGUCAUCGAUUCGGGUGAUGGUGUGACCCAUGUCAUCCCCGUCGCGGAAGGAUACGUCAUUGGGUCCUCGAUCAAGUCGAUCCCUAUUGCUGGACGAGACAUCACCUACUUCGUGCAGUCACUUCUUCGAGACCGCGGGGAGCCAGACUCCUCGCUUAGGACAGCACAGGAGAUCAAAGAGGAAUACUGCUACGUGUGCCCCGAUAUCGUCAAGGAGUUCUCCCGGUAUGACCGAGACAGGAGUCGAUUUAUCAAGCACGUUGUUUCCCAGCCCGGCGGCCGACAAGUCUCUGUGGAUGUGGGCUACGAGCGAUUCAUGGCGCCUGAAAUCUUCUUCAAUCCCGAAAUCUACAGCUCUGAUUUCCUCACGCCUCUGCCUGUCGUUGUUGACGGCAACAUCGUGCUUUCUGGCGGUAGCACUCUCUACAAGGAUUUCGGUCGUAGGUUACAGAGGGACAUCAAGCACCUCGUAGACGCGCGCAUCCGGGCUAGUGAGGUUCGUAGCGGCGGUGCCAAGAGUGGCGGCCUGGAGGUUCAGGUCAUCACGCACAAGAGGCAGAGGCAUGGCCCAUGGUUCGGUGGUAGCUUGUUGGGCCAGACGCCGGAGUUCAGGUCGUAUUGCCACACAAAGGCCGAGCCAUCCGGGGAGCUGCAGCUCCGAGUCACAUUGACGGUUUUUAUCGCCGCCCGGAAUCCUUGGUCGUUCGUUCGAGAUCGCCAGAUGCACCCUGCAGCUGAAAUCCAGGCGUCAGGCCAGCAAAUCAUCAUUCAAGCUCACUAG
Messenger RNA from Parascedosporium putredinis, 1245 nucleotides. The record is from the annotation of a GenBank genome assembly. Lineage: Eukaryota; Fungi; Ascomycota; Sordariomycetes; Microascales; Microascaceae.